AAUAGCAUCCCCAUUACGCCCUCCCUUCCACUCCAUCAUGUCGUUUUUCGACAUACGAGCACGGAAAGCGGCGGCCGACGCCAAAGCAGCACAAUCCUCCAAAGCCGCCCCGGCCGAGACGAAUCGCCAGCAGCCAUGGGUGGAGAAAUACCGCCCGAAGUCCCUCGACGAUGUCACCGCCCAAGACCACACUGUCACCGUCCUCCGCCGUACCCUCCAGUCCGCCAAUCUCCCGCACAUGCUCUUCUACGGCCCACCUGGAACAGGAAAGACAUCCACAGUCCUCGCACUCGCCAAACAGCUCUACGGCCCCGAAUUGAUCAAGACUCGCGUCCUCGAGCUCAACGCCUCCGACGAGCGAGGCAUCAGCAUUGUCAGAGAAAAGGUCAAGAACUUUGCUCGCAUGCAGCUCAGCAACCCGCCAAGUGGACCAGCAGGAGAGGAAUACAGGAAGAAGUACUCGUGUCCACCGUACAAGAUCAUCAUCUUGGACGAGGCGGACAGCAUGACACAGGACGCGCAGAGUGCGUUGCGGAGGACGAUGGAGACAUAUUCAAAGAUCACACGGUUUUGCUUGAUCUGCAACUAUGUCACAAGGAUCAUUGAUCCGCUGGCAAGUCGAUGCAGCAAAUUCAGGUUCAAGAGUUUGGAUGAAGGAAAUGCAGGGAAGAGGAUCGAGGAUAUUGCAAGACUGGAGGCUGUCACUCUGGAAGACGGCGUGGUGGAGACACUUCUUCGCUGCAGCGAGGGCGACUUGCGGAAAGCCAUCACAUUCUUGCAAUCGGCUGCGAGACUAGUCGGUGCGAUCCAGGGCCCUCCGACAACUACCAAGCGGAAGCGAAAGACCGCAGUCGAAGACGACGAAGAAGAUGGCGACGCAAUGGACAUCGACACAUCUUCCACAACCUCACCUCCCAUCACCGUCGCGAUCAUCUCCGAAAUCGCCGGCGUCAUUCCCGAUCCGACCAUCGACCGACUCGUCGCCUCCCUCACUCCCAAAUCCUCUUCGCAACCCGCUCCCUACGCUCCCAUCGCACAAGCCGUGGAGGACCUUGUAGCAGAGGGCUGGUCAGCAGGGCAGAUCGUCUCACAGCUGUACGAUAAGAUCGUCAUCUGGAAUGAGACCGUGGGUGACCGGGCGAAGGGUAAGAUCAUGGCAGUAUUCUCGGAAGCGGACAAGAGGCUGGUGGACGGGAGUGAUGAGCAUUUGACGGUGCUAGACUUGUGUUUGAGAGUUGCCGGGGAGUUGGGAGGUGAUCGAUGA
Zymoseptoria tritici IPO323 is the source of this 1264-nucleotide messenger RNA. RefSeq names its product replication factor C subunit 2. Gene Ontology annotation, cellular component: nucleus; DNA replication factor C complex. Lineage: Eukaryota; Fungi; Ascomycota; Dothideomycetes; Mycosphaerellales; Mycosphaerellaceae. Gene Ontology annotation, biological process: DNA repair; DNA-templated DNA replication. Bases 38 to 1264 code for a protein of 408 amino acids. The record is from RefSeq and is a predicted model, not a curated record. The transcript has 2 exons. Gene Ontology annotation, molecular function: DNA clamp loader activity; ATP hydrolysis activity; ATP binding.